Messenger RNA from Brassicogethes aeneus, 564 nucleotides. Lineage: Eukaryota; Metazoa; Arthropoda; Insecta; Coleoptera; Nitidulidae. The record is from the annotation of a GenBank genome assembly.
AGUUAAUCUAUUAAACUUUUAUUAAAAUAGUUUAUUAUAAUACCUACUUACUUAAAAUAUAAACAUAAUUAUGGUUUGCCAAAAAGUAAUUUUUGCAGCUUUACUGAUCGUUUGUGCUUCGGCUGUAUCUUUAAAUAAAUUGGGGGCAGUAGUCACAAUUCAAGCUACAAACAACACUCAAGUUCCAAGCAUUACAUACACGGUCAAUGCCGUAGAAUGUCUUAAAGAAGCCUAUGAAAUCUACGCCGAUGAAGCUUUAGUUGGUGAAGCUUAUUUGGAACUGUUUCAAGCUAAACACCCAGGAAACUGGAGUGUAGCUAUUGGAUAUACCACCAUCAUUUCCAAGUCCGACAUUUUUGUUGAAACCAUGAUCAGUGGCGGAGCGAAAGAUUAUAAAUUAACCUCCGAUAAAAAGGGAACAUUAGUCAGAAUUUUUAACUAAAUAUUUUUUUAAUACUUUAAUUUAUGUAUGUUCUAUUAUCGAAUCACUUAAUGUGUACUAUAGCAGUUAUAAAAAAUCUUUUAAAUGUUUUAAGGCCACCUUUAUAGCUCAAUAAACAAAUU